AUGACAGUCUUCCCGACCCCGGGGCCGGGGAACGGCCCUCGGGGCAAGCCGGGGUCCCCGGAGGUGCUCGGACCCGGGGGGCCUGGCACUGGGGCGGAGAAGGGGAGCGGCUCUGCGGGCCGCGGGGCUCCCGCCGCAGGGCCCGCACAGGGGCGGGGGCUCCAGGCCUGGCGGCUUGGCCCCCAUGACUGCCGGGGAGAAGGGGUCAAGCGGGAGUCAGACGUGGACGGAGAGGGAAAGCGAACGCCCAAGAGAGAAGGGAGGGUCCUUGAGGCCGCCCCACAUCCGGGACGUGGGAGCUUAUCUCCGGACUCCCCGAGGAGCAAGCCAACCGGGCCAGAACCCACCCCACCCGCCGUGGGUAGCGAGGGGCGCCGAGCCCGGGCCUGGGGCGCCGAGCCACGCCAGGCGGGGUGGCCUCGCGCCAGGCAGGGCCUAGCGGAUUCCGUCCACGAGGAGGCCCUUCCCUCCCGCCCUGGCGAGUCACGGGGCCGCCCGAGCCCCGCCCCUCGCCGCCGCAGAGCCCGCCCCUCGCCGCCGCAGAGCCCGCCCCUCGCCGCCGCAGAGCCCGCCCCUCGCCGCCGCAGGGACCCGCCCCACGCCGCCGCAGAGCCCGCCCCUCGCCGCCGCAGAACCCGCCCCUUGCCGACGCAGGGCCCGCCCCUCACCGCCGCAGAGCCCGCCCCUCGCCGACGCAGGGCCCGCCCCUCGCCGCCGCAGAGCCCGCCCCUCGCCGCCGCAGGGCCCGCCCCUCGCCGCCGCAGGGCCCGCCCCUCGCCGCCGCAGAGCCCGCCCCUCGCCGCCGCAGGGCCCGCCCCUCGCCGCCGCAGGGCCCGCCCCUCGCGCCGUAGAGCCCGCCCCUCGCGCCACAGGGCCGGCCCGUGCGUUCUCAAGGCCCCGCCCACUCGCUCUCACAGGCUCCGCCCCAAUUCCGCCCCUCGAGGCCCCGCCCCUCCCCGUCACAAGGCCCCGCUGCGUCUCCGCCAGCGCAGGCCCAACGGAGCCGGCCGCCCGCGGGUGCAGGUGCGGACGCACCGGCCAUCACCGCGCGGCGCGCAGCGGACUCGGGGCGCAUCGGCCUGCGGCGCCCCGGAGCGGUGA
Perognathus longimembris pacificus (Pacific pocket mouse) is the source of this 1101-nucleotide messenger RNA. RefSeq names its product proline-rich protein HaeIII subfamily 1-like. The transcript has a single exon. The record is from RefSeq and is a predicted model, not a curated record. Bases 1 to 1101 code for a protein of 366 amino acids. NCBI's taxonomy places the organism in Eukaryota, Metazoa, Chordata, Mammalia, Rodentia, Heteromyidae.